GUAGCGUACAAAAGAACUCGUUGAAGAAGAAAUGUGUACAGAGCGGCGGCCAUCUGAGAAGCAGCAGAUUACAGUUGAGGCCACCCGACUAAAACCUCAGCCCACCCCAGUCGUACCGCUUUAUGUAACAUACUGUACCGAAUUCUCAUCUGGAAACUGUCAAUGUAUACGAUUAUCUUCAACAAUAUUUAGGAAAGGUUCUUACUUAUUUCCGGGGUGGUCAACUCAAUGUUCAACCCAAUUGAAUCCGAUUCGGCCUAUUGCUCUAUAUUUAAAUACUAUACUACUUAUAAAGAAAGGUUCUCUCCACUUCAUCCCCUGGCUGUAUUACAGAGAGUCAUGAUCCUAACCUCCCUCGUAGGAUGUCGAGUGAAAUGAGGAGGAUCCCAGCCGGUGACAUCACGUGGCGU
Messenger RNA from Aspergillus glaucus CBS 516.65, 410 nucleotides. RefSeq lists its product as uncharacterized. Bases 32 to 343 code for a protein of 103 amino acids. NCBI's taxonomy places the organism in Eukaryota, Fungi, Ascomycota, Eurotiomycetes, Eurotiales, Aspergillaceae. The record is from RefSeq and is a predicted model, not a curated record. The transcript has a single exon.